Messenger RNA from Lampris incognitus (smalleye Pacific opah), 2147 nucleotides. Its product is annotated as gastrula zinc finger protein XlCGF57.1-like. Gene Ontology annotation, biological process: regulation of transcription by RNA polymerase II. Lineage: Eukaryota; Metazoa; Chordata; Actinopteri; Lampriformes; Lampridae. Bases 39 to 2051 code for a protein of 670 amino acids. Gene Ontology annotation, molecular function: DNA-binding transcription activator activity, RNA polymerase II-specific; RNA polymerase II cis-regulatory region sequence-specific DNA binding. The record is from RefSeq and is a predicted model, not a curated record. The transcript is spliced from 3 exons. Gene Ontology annotation, cellular component: nucleus.
AGUAGUACUACUAGUAGUAGUAGUUUGCGGUGUCCAGAAUGAAUCUUUUAAAAUCGUUCGUCAUCGAGCGACUAAGUGCAGCAGCUGAGGAGAUAUUAGGAGCUUUCGAGAGGACAAUAGAAGAGCGCGAGAAAGAGAUUGAUCGACAGAGGAGACUGCUGGACAUCAUCCUGAAGCCCAGUGUUACCUUACACAGAACAGACUUUGUACAGUUAUCUGAUCAGCAGCAUUGUAAGCAGGAGAGAAACCCCAUUCUGGCCAAGGAGGAACAACGGGAAUUCUGGUUCAGUCCACAGGAAGACCAACUUCCAUUGCAGGAGGUAGCUGAUACCUCUGAGUCCAUAUUUAUCCCUCUUUGUGAUGGAAAUAAUGUUGAUCAAGAUCAGCCUCUGCCCCCGCAACUCUACCAAACCCAGACAGAGGGAGACACAGAGCCCCCAGCUGUCACCUCAUUUGAACUGAAACAACUAGAAGCCAAAGAAGACAACUUUUUAAUAUCAGAACCAACAAGUGACCACCAAACCCUCUCUAACUGCUGUCAUGUAACUAAGAGUGAAGCUGACCAUACUUGCAGUCACCGAAACUGUGAGGCGGUGGGUUCAACUCGGAGAACAAGGAUGAAAUCUUACAAAAAACCCUACAACAAGUGCAAAAUUUGUGGGAAAGUUCUUUAUAAUUUGGAAAUUUUUAAAAUUCACAUGACAUUUCACACAGGGGAAAAGCCUUUCAAAUGCACCACUUGUGGGAGAGAUUUUACCUGGAAGUAUGACAUGGAGAGGCAUACAAGGACUCAUGCAGGGGAGAAACCAUUCAGAUGCACCAUGUGUGGGACAAUGUUUACCCACAAGUCACUUUUACAAAGGCAUGUAAGGACUCAUACAGGGGAGAAACCAUUCGGAUGCGCCACAUGUGGGAAAAUGUUUACCCAGAAGUCACAUUUACAAAGGCAUGCAAGGACUCAUGCAGGGGAGAAACAAUUCACAUGCGCCACAUGUGGGAAAACGUUUACCCGGAAGUCACAUUUACAAGGGCAUGUAAGGACUCAUACAGAGGAGAAGCCAUUCAGAUGUGUCACAUGUGGGAAAAUGUAUACCCACAAGUCAAAUUUGAAUAAACACAUGAGGACUCAUACAGGGGAGAAGCAAUUCACAUGCGCCACUUGUGGGAAAAUGUUUACCCAGAAAUCAGAUUUACAAACACACAUAAGGACUCAUACAGGGGAGAAGCCAUUCAGAUGUGUCACAUGUGGGAAAAUGUUUACCAGCAAGUCAUAUUUACAAAUACACAUGAGGAUUCAUACAGGGGAGAAGCUACUAGAUUGCGCCACUUGUGGGAAAAUGUUUACCCAGAAAUCAGAUUUACAAACACACAUAAGGACUCAUACAGGGGAGAAGCCAUUCAGAUGUGUCACAUGUGGGAAAAUGUUUACCCUGAAGUCAAGUUUACAAAUGCACGUAAGGACUCAUACAGGGGAGAAGCCAUUCACAUGCACCACUUGUGGGAAAAUGUUUACCCUGAAGUCAGAAUUAAAAACACACAUAAGGAUUCAUACAGGGGAGAAGCCAUUCGGAUGCACCACGUGUGGGAAAUUGUUUUCCGACAAGUCAAAUUUACGAGCACACACGAGGAGGACUCAUACAACUGAGAAGCCAUUCGGAUGCGCCACAUGUGGGAAAAUGUAUCCCCGCAAGUGUGAUUUACAAACACACUUGAGGAGUCAUACAGGGGAGAAGCCAUUCGGGUGCACCACGUGUGGGAAAUUGUUUUCCCAGAAGUCAGAUUUGAAAAAACACAUGAGGAUUCAUACAGGGGAGAAGCCAUUCACAUGCGCGACUUGUUGGAAAAUGUUUACCCGGAAGGCACAUUUACAAAGGCACAUAAAGACUCAUACAGUGGAGAAGCCAUUCAGAUGCACCACGUGUGGGAAAAUCUUUAUCCGGAAGGCAUGUUUACAAAAGCACUUAAGGACUCAUCCAGUGGAGAGCCAUUCAGGAGCUGUGAUUGUGGAAAUGGGUUCAGCUCAAGAUGGCAUCUCAAACAACAUGUCAUGAUCCAUACUGGUGAGAGGCCUCACAGGUCACUGCAAAAAAGUAAACUGACUAUUCAUCUUAAUCAUUUCAUAUUGCAACAUAUGUCAGAGGAUUCAA